AGGGCCCAAGGGUCUUAAAAACCAAGGACCUUAUAAAUUUUAGCCUGAGGAUAACUGAUCUUGGCCAAAAAGCCAAGAAGCGAUUCUUUAAAUUGUGGAAAGGGGCUCUCCCAGCAAAAAGGCACAAGAGUAUAAGGGAAAGAGUGGGUGAUGCUCACUGUCCGGAAAGGCCACCCAACUUCGGUCAGGAGGGAAGCCCAUUUUCUUCCAGUCACUUAGCCCAGUAGGAGGGAGCCCGGCUUUCCGCGGUGGCCACCUGCGGUCCAGGGCAGGCACAGGAAGUACCCAGCUGGCGGGAGGAUGCAGGGAGGCAGAGUCCUGGGCUCCGCCGGAUGGUGCCGCAGCUUCGCAGCCGCCCAGCGCCUGCCCAGCCUCCGCCCCGCCCCGGACCCCGCCAGGUUUCGAUUCCGUGGGAGCCGCGCGGUUCCGCGCUGCGGGGGUGCGAAUGGAGGGCGCUGGGGCGCGGAGCACGACCCCCGGGGGGAUCGGCUGUGCCGAGCCCGAGGAGGCGCGCGGCUGGCUUUGCUCGGAACAUAGCGACCGCCCUGCGGAGCUCUUCUGUCGCCGCUGCCGCCGAUGCGUGUGCGCGCUGUGCCCCGUGCUGGGCGCGCACCGCGGCCACCCGGUGGGCCUGGCGCUGGAGGAGGCGGCCCACGUGCAGAAACUCAUCCAAGAAUGUUUACAGCAACUGGAGACCAAGAAGCAGCAUCAAGUUGGCAACAUCACCCAGAUAGAAGAUGCAGCCGAGAAGCUCAAGGUUCACGCAGAGUCAAGUAAAACCUGGCUGAUGGACAAAUUCACUGAACUCAGAUUACUACUUGAUGAAGAGGAAAUGCUGGCCAAAAAAUUCAUUGAUAAAAACCUGCAGGGGGCCCUCCAGGUGUACAGGGAGCAAGUGGAGUCUUGCAGGAAGCAGAUUGACGUCAUGGGCAGUCUCUCCAGCAGGGUCUGGGGUAUCAGCCAGGAGCCCAACCCUGUUCAACUGCUGCAGGCCUACACAGCCACUGAGCAGGAGAUGAAGCAGCACAUGAGCCUCGGGGAGCUGAGCCACCCCGUGCCCCUGUCCUUCGAGCCCAUCAAGAGUCUCUUUAAGGGCCUUGCGGAAGCCAUGCAGAGUACGUUUCAGACACCACUAGACGUUCGCCUGAAGGAAAACAUCAACUGCCAGCUCUCAGGCUCCUCCAGCACCACACUUGGGACCCUGCUGAAAACAAGCCCCUCACCAGAGAGAUCGCUCUUCUUAAAAUACGCGCGCACGCCCACGCUGGAUCCGGACACGAUGCACGCGCGCCUGCGCCUCUCCGCCGACGGCCUGACGGUGCGCAGCAGCCUGCUGGGCCGCCUGGGGCCGAUUCCCGCGAGGCGCUUCGACGCGCUGUGGCAGGUGCUGGGUCGCGACUGCUUCGCCGCCGGCCGCCACUACUGGGAAGUGGACCUGCAGGAGGCGGGCUCCGGCUGGUGGGUGGGCGCCGCCUACCCCUCCCUGCGGCGCCGCGGGGCCUCGGCCGCUGCCCGCCUGGGCUGCAACCGCCAGUCCUGGUGCCUCAAGCGCUUCGACUUGGAAUACUGGGCCUUCCACGAUUGCCAGCGCAGUCGCCUGAGGCCCCGCGAUGACCCCGACCGGCUGGGCGUCUUCCUGGACUACGAGGCCGGCGUCCUCGCCUUCUACGACGUGACGGGCGGCAUGAGCCACCUGCACACCUUCCGCGCGGUCUUCCAGGAGCCGCUGUACCCGGCCCUGCGGCUCUGGGAAGGGGCCAUCAGCAUCCCCCGGCUUCCCUAGGGACCCACCGGGCAGUGAGCCCCAGGCGCGCUUGUCCCUGGCGUGACUGGUUUGCUUUCUAAGACCUUCUCCCGGGUCCAGCGCUCCCCCACCAGUGGGUUGUUUUGAACCUCUUCCCGGGCUAGUUUCAAACGUGUCCCCAACACUGCUGCUGCCCUUUCCCCCACCACCAUGGCUUCCGCUACACUACUUUCAGUGCAGGUUUCUGAAGGGGACGUACCCGUACCCACAGGUGAGCUUCAGCAUUCUGGCUUUGUCAGUGCAGUUGUGCUCAGCCAGAGAACCGUCUUCAUACGGCGCCUAGACCCUCCUGGCACAUAGUAAGCACACAGUAAAUACCAGCCUGCGAGUCGCACAGCGGUGGCUCUUCUAUUCCUUAAGUUUCUGUGAUCUGUCUGCUCUCCACCUACUUCAGCUUGUCCACGUCACCUCCCUUCAGAGCAACUGCAAGGGCUUUUUACUUCCUGGUCUGAACCCUCUCUCAUUUUCAUCUUCUAAACCUAAAACUAGAGGGAUCUGUCUAGAACUCCCAAGAACUACAAAAAUGAAAAACAAAACUCACCUUCCCUUAGCAUUCAAGGCUUUUCUAGUCUGCCCUCCUCGGCUUAGCCUCAUGCAGGUCCUGUUGCUUUUUUCAAAGAGGCUCCAGUCGGAACUGUCAGUUCUGCCUCUGCCUCCCUACCCCACCCCCACCCCACCCCACAUGGCGCAGGAAAAGCCUUUCUUCUCUUUGCCUGUCUCAGUCUUCUCAGUCCACAAUAAUCUCUCUUACUGUAAAGUCCACACAUCUGGGACCUGUCUUUCCAGCUUGACUGGAAGCUUUCUAAGGGCAGCUGUGUCCUAAACCCACCCUGACCUGAAAAGUUUACAAAGUUCCUUUCCUCCCAGGCAAUGAAUGAAUGACCAGCAGGCUGCUACCACUCACUCAGAAUGGCCAAGCUGGGAGGACCUCAUAGAUCAACCUGACCUCAUUGUACAUUUGGGGAGACAGGUUCUGAAAGCAAGAGCUGCCUUAAGUUACCCACAGUAACUUAGGUUUGGGCUAGUCUUGGAGCCCAGAUCUAAAACCCCCUCACCAGCAACCAGGCAAAUCUAAAAUGGUCCUUACCUAACCCUUCAGGCCAGGAUUUCAACCUGGGAGAUUUGACUGUUAUCUCAGGGGAAAGAUCAGCAGGUGACUUGCUAAGCAACCACAGGUAUUUUUCCCAAUUGUCUUAGGAGAAAAACUGGGAUUUGGGUAGUUGUAGAUAUGCUCCACAUAGAUUGCUUAACUCAGAUGUGACCAAGGAAACCCCCCAAACCCAGUUUUUUAAAUAAAGUGACCAAGAGAAAAGGCCAAAGGGCCAGGCCCUUAGAGGCCAGCUCCUCCAGCAGAGAAAGGUGGCAUCUUCCCAGGGCCCGUACCUGUUUUGGAGCUCAGCGUUCUGACCUGUCAGUUCCCUUGCUGGUUUUGAAGCUCUGAUGGUGCUAAAGCGUAUUCUCUCGCUUUUCAUUUGGGGAUGCAGUACCUGAUCCCCUUGUGGUUUAAACAGACUGUAUGCAUUCAUUAGUUUGAACCAUAUAAAACAGUCAAGUUCCAAUGAUUUGGGGCUUUAAAAUGGUACUUUAUAUUGCAAUAUAAGUUUACUACAAGGCAGAAGGAAUCAAAGUGCCUUCAGUUCUAACCAAAUAAUUGAAUCUUCCACCUGAAUAGAUGACUAAGCACUGUGUUCUAGAAAUCUUGAGUAAAGAGAAAACUGAAAUAGGGAAUGGCCCAAGGCUGAAUUCUGACAGGCAGACAACAUUCCUGACAGAUGUGUACUUCACAUUUCCACCCAACCCUGAAGACCAACAUGUCUUCCCAGACCCACUGCUGCAGGGGCAAAGCCAUGACAGCCCUCAGAUUUGCCUUGCAACUCGCCUCAUCUGAGCCUUAUAGUGUGGAGGGCAGCAGUUAGUUACCCCAUUUAUACAUGGCAAAAAUAGGAGUUAGUUGCUCAAGGUCACAGAACUAGUGUUGGAGUAUGGGGGUCUGGGCUCCUGUCCAUCAGGAUGUACUGUUCAGGGUGGAUGCAGCUGGUCAUCCAGCUCCUCUGUUGUUGAGCUGAAUGUGAUGCUUUGCUGUCACCUGGUUCUAUGUGGGACCUGAAUCUGCCUUUGGAUUGCAUUCUUUGGGUUGAGAUGAGGCUUUCAACCUAGAGGGGACUUGUUUUGAGAGCUUGGGAUUUAGGUAGCAGAGAUAGAGGUGAACUAUAAACAGGAGAACAGCUAUGAGCCAAGGCCCAUACUAUGAGAAAACUGCAGCAGCAGCCCAUAAUCAACCACGUGAUCUUGGACCAUUUUACUUCCCAUAGCCCUUUCUGUAAAAGGGGAUAAUGACCCGAACUACCAACAAGUCAAGGUUAUGAAAUUGCCUUAAAAAUUGUGCAGUGCUACAUCAUGCUAGGAUUUAUUAGCACUUCCCCUGGGAAUUUAUUGUGCCCCUGCUGCAGUGCUGAGACACGUCAGGCCCAGCCACUAUGUGGCAGCAGCGGGAGCCUCCUGGAUACUCUCAGCACAGGAAUGAAGCUUUCCUUGGGGUCCACAUCCAUAAGGGUGAUCAUGUGCCUUAAUCUCUUCCAGAAUUAAAUUUGUAGAAAUUUCCUUAUUGAUGUAGCAAAUUUUAUUCCCCUGUGGUUCUGAAGAUCCAAUCCAGAUCCUCUCACAAAUGCCAGGCAAGCACUCUACUGCUGAGCUACACCCCAGCCCAGUGGAUAUUUUUAAAUGACAGCAAUUUUCUAAUGUGGUUUUAAUAAUGUAUAUUUUUUUCUUGGCCCUGAGGAUCAAACCCAGGACCUGACACAUGCUAGGCGAGUGUUUAACCACUGAGUUACAGUGGUUUUGUUUAAUAAAAUCUGAAUUUUGUCACUUGCAACUGUGUUCUUCAUUGGGAGCUCAUGUUGCUUCAAUCAAAUAUGUAGCAUCCGGGCCUGGACAGGCCCUGGCUCACUUCCUGUCCCCUUCACAACCUACUUGUGGUCAUCAGCUGGUCCUUGAUUGAAUAUCUCCAGUGGUGGGGAGCCUACCCCUCCUGAAGUUAACUCACUAAGUUCUUGCUUCCAUGGAAACAAACCCCAACUCCCAGCUGUUCCUACCCCAGAUAAUAUUAUGCAGCUUUUGAUGUCUUUGUGACCAUCCUUUAUCCUUUAGCAACAUGGAAGCCAUUUGUGGUCACUUAACAGUUUUGGGAGAUUUCAGGGACCCUCUUUUCCUAUGGUAUCUCUUCGAUCUAUGAUUCCACUUUGUCAGUGACAUCAGCUGGUGGGGGUGCAGCCUAGCAGAGGGCACACAGGUGGCACUGCAGAGCCCAGGCCUGGUAUGCCAAGGCACCCUGUGUCCUGAUGAGAAUGCUGCAUAAGAAGGGGAGUGAGCAUGAGAGCAGGGGCCCAGGUCUGAGUCUGCCAUGACCUGCCCAGCGGGGCAGACCUUUAAGCCUGUCCUUCUUUCCCAUAUGCCACUCCUGCUAAUGCAUUCCUCGGGCACACUAUGGGCAUUUUCCAAAACCUGUGCACAUGGGUCCUCCCUCAGUCACUACACAGCCUGCAAGCCUGAACUACAGCGCCACCUCUUUUGGGAGGCUUCCCAACCAGUGCCCCUCUCCCACCAUGCUCCUGUCUCAGCUCCCAUGACUCUUGUCUACAUCUUAGCAAUUCUUACACAUAGGGCACUGUCUGUUAAGGGGUGGGGAACUCUCAGGACUACAUUGCUGCUUGUGGGUCUGCACAUUCCGCUGGUAGGUGCUCAGGGAUAUCUUCUAGACCUGAGCUUCCCAAUUGGAACUGGCUAGAGGUGUGCCCAGAUGUUAAUCCUUCAGCCCUCGGGUAUCCUGGUAAAGCAUGAAGUACCUUUUAAGCAGCUGUUACUGGUUGCUGGCAACCUCAUACUAACCUGCAUGUAUCCACACAUGCUGUCAUUUUCUCUGCAUGCUAUGAUGGAAGCAUAGUCUCACCAGAGGCCCUUCUCCAUUCUCUCCAACACAUGAUACAGCCAGGGAAUUGAGUCUUUGUGACCUUAGAAGCUCUUCACUUCUCAGUUGCCAUCAAUUCCUCCCCUUUGGAGAAUCUAGUUUGGGGUACCAGAACCACCUGGAUCUUUCUGCCAAUCCAGGCUGUCAGAACCUAGAGGUGACCCACUGCUCCUUGUCAGAAACAGCUUCCCAAAUUCUCAGCUGCAGCCCAGGCCUUUCUCUCCUUUCCUUCCAGAUCCAGGCCCUGGAACACCUCUUUUCUACCAUAUUAUGUCUCUGCUGUGGGGGGAAAAGGCCAUCAAAUCAUAAACUAGUUGUGUGUAUGUAUGUGUGUGUGUGUAUAUAUGUUCAGUACUUGGGACUGAACCCAGGGCACUCUACCACUGAACUGCAUCCCCACACCUUUUUAUUUUGAGACAGGGUCUCACUAAAGUGCCAAGGCUGCUCCUACCUCAACCUCUGCAGUAGCUGCCACUGCACCUAGCAGAAACUGUUUACUCAACCUCUGCAGAAACACUAACCAGAAACUGAUACUGUCACACUCAGUUCUUAGCAAAUCAAUUUGCAGUUUCACUUCAACCCAGGACUGACCUCACCCCACCAUAGACCCAGCCCCCUCCAAACGUUGUUUUGGGACCAACAGGAGGAGGCCCCAGACUCACAAGUAAAGAAACUUCAAAAGGAUAAUUAUAUGUAUUUGAAAGGAGAUUCAAAUACACUUUGAAAUAAGAGUUAUAUAGUAAAUAAGGUCAAAUAAAUAUGAACAAAGAUCACAAAUUUGAAAAGAUAUUUGAAAAGGAUUAAUGUCAGUAUUGGCUCAAAAGAACAAAGAAAAAUAUGACAUUGAAUCGCUGUAAAAGGUUCAUGCUGUGCUACUUCAAGGAAGUAAAACAAUGAGAAUAUAAUACCUGGUUUUAU
Molecule: messenger RNA, 6686 nt
Organism: Ictidomys tridecemlineatus (thirteen-lined ground squirrel)
Lineage: Eukaryota; Metazoa; Chordata; Mammalia; Rodentia; Sciuridae
Gene: Trim14
Product: tripartite motif containing 14
Biological process (GO): innate immune response
Molecular function (GO): protein binding; zinc ion binding
Source: RefSeq, a predicted model, not a curated record